GCCUUACGACGACGAAGAUCAGUGUGCUGGGCGACCAGACCGUCCGCGGUGCGCCGGGACGACGGCUGCUGAUCGGUGAGGGUGCCAUCGGGAACGGCGUCCAGUGCGGCAUCGACGUGGGCAUGGUCGUGACGAAUAUCGCCAACAUGGGCUUGGCCAUUAACGGUGCCGUCAACUCAGGAAUGUGCGGUUGGAAAGCAAAGGCGUCCCCUUUGAACAAGCUCACCGGAAUCCCGGAGGCGCUGUGCACUGUCGACAUCGGCGGGGCGGUGACGUACAUCAGCCAGGUCGUGACCUUCAUUAACUUGAUCGUCGUCCACUGCAACGAUUUCCUUGAUAUCAGUGCCCUCUGUGGGGCCAGCGUGGCAGGGAUCACUACUGCGGCGGCCGCUAUUUCGCCAUAUGGUGCAGCCGUCCAUGCUGCCUGCCGAGAGAAUCACAUAGCCAAGAGCCCAAAGCUCCAGGAGAAGAUCAACGGUCUCUAUGAUGUGCCCGAUGUGCCCAGGCGCCUCACCGAACUCAAGGAUGCUAUGGCAAAUGUUCGAGAGAUCCGUGGGCGGCUGGAAAAAGAGCUGGGCUUCAAUGCAUCCUCCGCUCGGGGUGACAGCUUCUCGGAAGCGAACAUGGAGAUGCUCCUACACCUCAUGGAGGGCGAGUCGGGCCAGGAGAAGGCAUCCACAGGCCUUUGGCCAUUUUCGCAAUGUGAAGCGUGA
This is a messenger RNA of Symbiodinium necroappetens, 713 nucleotides long. The record is from the annotation of a GenBank genome assembly. Lineage: Eukaryota; Dinophyceae; Suessiales; Symbiodiniaceae.